Molecule: messenger RNA, 6348 nt
Organism: Scedosporium apiospermum
Lineage: Eukaryota; Fungi; Ascomycota; Sordariomycetes; Microascales; Microascaceae
Product: Adenylate cyclase
Exons: 4
Coding region: 1-6348 (2115 amino acids)
Biological process (GO): cAMP biosynthetic process; adenylate cyclase-modulating G protein-coupled receptor signaling pathway; intracellular signal transduction
Cellular component (GO): cytoplasm; plasma membrane
Molecular function (GO): magnesium ion binding; protein binding; adenylate cyclase activity
Source: RefSeq, a predicted model, not a curated record
AUGACUCGGAAGGACUCCAAGUCCUCCCGCUUUAGCUCGCUAACGGGCUCAAGCACCGAUAGUGGUCGUCGAUCAAAUUCAGUCGAUGACCAGCAAGUGUCGCCUACCUCUACGAGCUUCAACCGCCGUCCGUCCUCCGCCUCGAGCGUAUCGCUGCGUGAUCGCAGGAUGAGCGACCUGGCCAACUAUCGUCAGGAUCUCGCCGUUCUGGAGCCCGCCGGCUCGCGAUCUUCUCGAAACAAUCAUGGCGCCCCGUCGGCUGGUCAUUCUAACCUUGGCCAAGUAGCGCCCUGGGCGACUUCAUCAUCAAGUAACAAUAACAACAACGUCACAUCUCCUAACGUGCCCAUGAGCUUCUAUAAUGAUUCGAGCGACAGCGUUUCGGUCAGUUCCCACGCCUCGCCAAACUUCAACCCCCCCCCGAACUACCGUACCGGUACGAGCUCCGGUCCGAAUUUGAACGUGCCUGAUUCUCCUGAUGCCGGUUAUCCUGAUGAGAGGCGCCCGUCGAUCGCUAGCAUCACGACGCUUAGCAGUCAAGGUUCGAAGAAUAGCUUGGCUCGCGGCGGACUGCGGAAGCUCCAAGGGUUCUUCGGCGAAGAGUUUCCUGGAUCAGACACUAGCCUCCCCCCGGCUGUCCCGCCAAAGGACAACCGGCCGCGGUCCUAUAGCCAUAGCCGGGGGCAUCGGGAUCGCAAUUACUCCAACGCAACUGAUCAUACCCGUGAUGCCUCGCCUUCUUCCUCGAGACCGCGAACUCCCGUACCCGCGCCCGAGGUUGUUCCCUUCCUUUACCAGGAGGCUGAGGAUAUUGCACGAUAUGGCGAGGCGCCGGUUCGCGACAUCUUGACCGGCCCUGACCGGGAUCGAUAUAUGAGUGAAGGCGGCGCAUCUUCGCGAGAGCCCCCGAAAACUGCGUCAUCUUCGAGAUCCGGCCACUCCAUCGUCCACCUCUCUGGUCACCAUCACCGUCACAACAAGAGCAAUGACGACCCACGGGCUCUUCGUCCCUCCAUAACAAGAGAGGAUUCUCUGCAUGCGCCUCGGGACCGCGGUGGUUCGGCGGCUACGUACAGCGGCGCGAGAUCCCGAGCUCAUAGUCCUACACCCCCCGUGAAAGCGGGCUCGUUUGAUGGGCAGACUUCGCCUGUCCACCCACCGAAGCGAAGUCUUCUUGGCCGCCUGCGGAGGAAUAGGGAGAAAGAUGAAGAUGGGAACAAGUUGCGCGAUCUCCCCAAGUCGAGCCGAUCCCUCGCUUCGAAAUCAUCCCGACCCGAACUGAAGAGGACCGAUUCUCCUGCUUCUAAUUAUACUAUCGAAACUUUCGAGCCCCUCGAAUUACGACCGGCGGCCCCCCGCGGUGCGACAUUCAACAACAAAUUCCCUUUCUCUUCCAAAAGGUCGAAAGCUCCCCGAACGUAUGAUGCGACCGACGAGGCGAUCGGCCCUACGGACCAAUACAAAGAUGGAACCGUCUUCUAUCUUGAUACGGACCUGGGCGACAUGGACGGUAUCCUGAACCGACCCGCCGCGGCAUUGACUCCGAUGGAUGAGACCGCCAGCACGAGACAUGAUAGCGAGCAGCUGGAGCCGGGUAUCGUCAACGGCGCCUGGAAUGCCCCUGACAGCUGGGCUGUUCGUCGCAAUACCGAGGACAACUCGUACCACAUUCCGGACGUCGACGAACUAGAGGCCCCGGCGAAGGGUGAGGGUGAUAUGCCGUACUGCAUCCGUAUUUUCAAGGCUGACGGUACCUUUACAACCCUCUCCGUACCGCUCGCAUCCACAGUAUCGGACGUGAUCGAUUCUAUAGGCAAGAAGAUGGGCAUAGGAAGGGAUGGCCUACCCAAUUUCCACAUCAUCUUGCGCAAACGAGAGCUGGUGCGCAUUCUCUCGGCCAUGGAGCGACCGCUGAUACUGCAGAAGCGCCUGCUGCAACAGUUUGGCUACGAGGAUAGGGACAGGCUAGAAGAGGUUGGUCGCGAGGACAAUAGUUACCUCUGUCGGUUCAUGUUCCUCUCUGCCAUGGAGAGCGAGUUCCGGCCCCAAGACUUUGGGCUGGGCCGCAUGCAAAAGUUUAACAACGUCGACCUUUCUGGCCGCAACCUCUUCAACAUUCCUCUAUCGCUCUACCCCAAAUCUGGCGAAAUCGUGUCGCUCAAUCUCUCGAGAAACCUGUCUCUCGAUGUACCCCGAGAUUUCAUCCAGUCGUGUACAAAUCUCAGAGAUAUCAAGUUCAACAACAAUGAGGCACGCAAGCUGCCUCCGAGCUUGAGCCGCGCAUCUAAGCUUACUUACCUCGACGUGUCGAACAAUCGCCUGGAGCAGCUGGACAAUGCCGAACUCGACAACCUUCCCGGCUUGCUCAAGCUGAAUCUCGCCAAUAACCGACUCAAGCGCCUUCCCUCCUACUUUGGCUUGCACAAGUCACUGCGCACUCUCAAUAUUUCCUCUAACUUCCUGGACGUCUUCCCCGACUUCUUGUGCGAGCUGGAGAGCUUGGUGGAUCUCGAUCUCAGCUUCAACUCGAUAGCAAGCCUUCCCGAUGACAUUGGCAAGUUGAAGAACCUAGAACGGUUCGUGAUUACGAACAACAGGCUUUCCAAUGCGCUUCCCGACACCUUUAACGAGCUUCUGAGCCUGCGAGAGCUCGACAUCAAGUAUAAUGCCAUCACCAGCAUCGACAUCAUCUCACAGCUGCCCAAGCUCGAGAUUCUGUCGGCGGAUCAUAAUUCGGUAUCGCGCUUUAUCGGCUCCUUUGAGACGCUGCGAACCCUCAAGCUGAACUCGAACCCGGUUACCAAGUUCGAGAUUAUGCAGCCUGUCUUAACGCUAAAGUCGUUGAACCUAUCGAACGCCCAGCUUGCUAGUAUUGACGAGUCGUUCCAUCACAUUCUCAACCUGGAACGUCUUAUUCUCGAUAAGAACUAUUUCGUGUCCCUCCCGCCGCACAUCGGUAAGCUCACUAGACUCGAGCACUUCAGCAUCGCCCAUAAUACCGUCGGCACCCUCCCGCCGCAGAUUGGAUGCUUGACGGAGCUACGCCAUCUCGACAUCCGCGGCAACAACAUUCGCAAGCUUCCGAUGGAGAUUUGGUGGGCGAACAAGCUUGAGGUUUUAAAUGCCUCAUCCAACGUGCUGGACAACUUCCCCAAGCCUGCUUCGAGAGCACCGCGGUUACCGGGUGAGGAUGGAGGCCCUCCUGGCGCUGGAAGCAAGUAUGGGUCUGUGUCUGGUACUGUCACGACGAAGCCGAGCAUGGAAGACCUUAACGACCCGUCGCGACGGCCUAGUCAGGCAUCGAGCACAUUGUUGAGCGUCGGGCCGUCGCCGGUGCCCGGCGGACCGGACAGGAAGAAUUCCAUGGUGUCUGUUUAUGGCAAAGGUGGCCGGAAAACGUCGGUUGUGUCUCGGUCGACGUCUGCCGGAACCGUGUCGACCGGCAUGCCUUCAAGCGCAAGAAAGGAUUCGAGUUUAUCAACGAGACUUGCGAAUACCUUUGCUGGAUCACUUAGGGCUCUUCACCUGGCGGAUAACCAGCUCGACGACGAUGUCUUCGAUCAGAUUGUCCUGUUGCCAGAGCUUAGGGUCCUGAAUCUAUCUUACAAUGAGAUUGGCGACAUGCCGCAGAGGCUAAUUAAGAGCUGGCCUCAGCUGGUUGAGCUGUAUCUCUCGGGUAACGAGCUGACGACCCUUCCGGCGGAUGACCUCGAAGAAACCAGUCUUCUUCAGGUCCUUCACAUCAACGCCAACAAGUUUACGAACUUGCCUGCGGACAUUUCGAGGGCGAAGAAACUUGCAGUGUUUGACUGCGGAAGCAACUAUCUCAAGUACAACAUUUCCAACGUCCCCUACGACUGGAACUGGAACCUCAACCCCGAACUGAGAUUCCUCAACUUGUCCGGCAACAAGAGGCUGGAGAUCAAGCAGACCGUGAAUCAGCGGGAUCAUUACUCUAUGAACGGCGAACAGUAUGCCGACUUCAACCGCUUGCAAAACUUGCGUGUCCUUGGCCUUAUGGAUGUCACUCUAACCCAACCGCGCAUCCCUGAUCAGAGCGAGGACCGCCGUGUGCGAACCUCGGGAUCGAUGGCUGGACAUCUACCGUAUGGUAUGGCCGAUACUUUGGGUAAGAACGAGCAUUUAUCGACCGUCGAUUUGGUAGUGCCGCGCUUCAAUUCGUCAGACUCGGAAAUGCUGUUGGGCUUGUUCGACGGACAGGCUCUGUCGAAUGGCGGGUCAAAGAUUGCCAAGUUCCUACACGAAAACUUUGGCCGUAUCCUCACGACUGAGUUGAAGUUGCUAAGGACGUGGAUCGGGGAGACACCUGUGGAUGCGCUUCGCCGAGCCUUCUUGUCGCUAAACAAGGACCUCGCCACCAUUGCUACGCAACAUAUUGACGAACGUUCGCGGUCUUUCAAGACCAUGCGCAGUAUGUCGCAGCCGGCGCCUCUUGUUUUGAGCACCGAAGACUUGAACUCGGGUGGUGUGGCGACAAUCCUCUACCUUCAGGGCAUGGAGCUGUAUGUGGCCAACGUUGGCGACGCGCAGGCGAUGCUUAUCACGGAGGGUACACAUAAGAUUCUCACCCGGAAGCACGACCCUGCCGAACCGAGCGAGCGACAACGUAUUCGAGAAGCGGGCGGCUGGGUCUCUAGGCAUGGACUUCUCAAUGACCAGCUCGAGGUUUCGCGAGCCUUCGGAUACGUCAACCUUAUGCCGGCGGUACAGGCUGCACCGCACGUCAGCCACAUCACUAUCCGAGAGCAGGAUGAUAUUAUCCUGCUAGCUACGAGGGAGCUCUGGGAGUACCUGUCCCCCGGUCUCGUCGUCGACGUGACCAGGGCCGAGCGGCGGGACUUGAUGAGGGCUGCCCAGAAGCUCCGAGAUCUUGCCAUCGCCUACGGCGCUACAGGCAAGAUCAUGGUGAUGAUGAUCAGCGUGGCCGAUCUGAAACGACGAGUGGAGAGGUCGCGCGGCCGGCCUAGCAUGCUGUGGCCGUCGGGCCUGCCGGAGGACAUGCAGAUGCAGGCAACCAAGCGGUCCAAGAAGAAGGGCGACGUCCUCGACUCUACGCUACAACGCCUCGAGGCCGAGAUUCCUGCACCUAUCGGCAACGUCUCUAUCGUUUUUACGGACAUCAAGAACUCUACCACGCUAUGGGAGAUGUAUCCCUCGGCUAUGCGCUCAGCCAUCAAGCUGCAUAACGAAGUCAUGCGAAGGCAGCUUCGGCACAUUGGCGGAUACGAGGUCAAGACUGAAGGAGAUGCUUUUAUGGUGUCGUUCCCGACUGCAACGUCGGCCUUAUUGUGGUGUUUUGCCGUGCAGAUGCAGCUUCUCGAAGUCAACUGGCCGGCGGAAGUUGUCAAUUCUCUCUCAGGACAGGCUAUGUUCGACAAGGACGGCAGCCUCAUUUUUAAGGGUCUCUCGGUUCGAAUGGGUAUCCAUUUCGGAGAGACUGUCAGCGAGACCGAUCCGGUGACGCGCCGAAUGGACUACUUCGGUCCCAUGGUCAACAAAGCCUCGCGUAUCUCUGCGGUCGCCGACGGCGGCCAAAUUACCGUCUCAUCAGACUUUAUCUCGGAGAUCCAGCGCUGUCUCGAGAACUACCAAGACACCGACCGGAACGGAUCGGCCAGCACAGAAGAAGACUUCGAAGACGAGACGUUCGCGGCGUCGAUUCGCAAAGACCUCCGCGCCCUCAGCUCGCAGGGCUUCGAGGUCAAGGAAAUGGGUGAGAAGAAGCUCAAGGGCCUCGAAAACCCCGAGGUCGUCUACUCGCUGUACCCGCACGCGCUCGUCGGACGCAUCGAGUACCACCAGAUGCACGAGCGACAAGAGUCGGCGGGCGCCUACGAGAAGCAGCUCACGGCGUCUGUCAUGGGCAGCGCGGGCCCCUUCGCCGUGGAUCCGGAGAUGGUGUGGGAGCUCUGGAGGGUCAGCCUACGGCUCGAGAUGCUGUGCAGCUCGCUCGAAGGCGGGGCGAGCCCGAAGCCGCCGGUGGUGGAUGUCUUGGAGAAGAUGAAGCUUCGUGGUGGGGAUGUGACGGAGGGGUUCUUGAUUCACUUUUUCGAGCACCAAGUGAGCCGAAUCGAGACCUGCGUCAAUACCAUUGCGAUGCGUCACCUUGCUGCAGGUGGCGGCAGGAUCAACAGGCUUCAGGAUCUCCAGGGAUCUUUCCCGAGCGUCCUUGAUAGUCUCAAGGAGCAGCUUCUCGAGCUGCAGGAGUAUAGGGCUAAGUUUGGGCCGCUUAAGAGGCAGAACCGAAGGCCGGACUCUAUUGAGGUGGAAGAAGUUGAUGGUGAAGAUGAAGAUGAGGAUGAGGGAAGCGAUACGGAAUCGGGGUAG